UCGACGGUCGGCCAUCUUGGUGUUGAAUACGGGCCGUGGUCUGACAGUAGAGUAACUUUUGUUCAUGCCUCCGUCUAUUUGAAUAGUUCCCUUGCCUAUGAUAUUUGAAAAAGAAUCAACGAGUCACGAGGACGAGGUUCUCUCUGGUACGUCGUGGUAUUUAAAAUCAGUUCAUCGAAUUAAACAGAAUUGACUAAGGAAAAAUGGAUACGCCGAGAGAACGUGAGAUCGCCGCUGAGGACAGCAUCAAGGUGGUCUGUAGAUUUCGGCCACUGAAUGACUCCGAGGAGAAGGCUGGCUCGAAAUUUGUCGUUAAAUUUCCAUCUGGGGGAGAUGAAAAUUGCAUCUCCAUUGGGGGAAAAGUUUAUUUAUUCGACAAAGUAUUUAAACCAAAUGCAACGCAAGACAAAGUCUAUAAUGAAGCUGCUAAAUCAAUUGUUACGGACGUUCUGGCGGGUUACAACGGUACAAUAUUCGCCUAUGGACAGACUUCGUCAGGUAAAACGCACACAAUGGAGGGCGUUAUUGGUGAUCCAAACAAGCAAGGAAUCAUCCCACGAAUUGUCAACGACAUUUUCAAUCACAUUUACGGAAUGGAGGAGAAUCUCGAGUUUCACAUAAAAGUCUCCUACUUCGAGAUUUACAUGGACAAGAUCAGAGAUUUGCUCGACGUAUCCAAAGUGAACUUGAGUGUUCACGAAGACAAGAACCGAGUACCAUUCGUGAAAGGUGCAACCGAGCGUUUCGUAUCUAGUCCCGAGGAAGUAUUUGAAGUGAUCGAAGAAGGAAAGUCAAAUCGACAUAUAGCAGUUACGAAUAUGAACGAACACAGUUCUCGUUCGCACUCAGUAUUUCUGAUCAACGUGAAGCAGGAGAAUCUGGAGAAUCAGAAAAAAUUGUCUGGUAAACUGUACCUCGUCGAUUUGGCUGGGUCUGAGAAGGUGUCGAAGACUGGUGCUGAGGGAACGGUUCUGGACGAGGCGAAGAAUAUUAAUAAGUCACUGUCUGCCCUGGGUAACGUCAUCUCAGCCCUUGCAGAUGGUAAUAAAACACACAUACCGUAUCGUGACUCCAAGUUGACGAGAAUUCUCCAGGAGUCCCUCGGUGGUAACGCAAGAACAACAAUCAUUAUUUGUUGUUCACCAGCAAGUUUCAAUGAGUCUGAGACAAAAUCCACUCUGGACUUUGGUAAACGUGCAAAGACGAUCAAGAACGUUGUCUGUGUCAAUGAGGAGUUGACGGCUGAAGAGUGGAAGCGACGUUAUGAACGUGAGAAGGAGAAGGCUGCGAGGUUGAAGGGAAAAGUCGAGAAGUUGGAGUACGAGCUGUCUCGUUGGAGACAAGGAGAGACUGUCAAACCAGAGGAGCAGGUUAAUCUCGUUGAGGCUCCAGACGUCAUCACACCAAUUCCGAUUGAAGGAAAGGUUGACUCCAAGGUUCCAGAUGGGCCAAUUCCAGCUGUUCCUGGUGGUGGCUUAAUGGCUGGUUCAUUAUCCAAUGAGGAGCGACAGAAACUCGAGGAGGAGAGGGAGCGAUUAUUCCAGCAGCUCGACGACAAGGACGAGGAAAUCAAUCAGCAGAGCCAGUACCUCGAGAAACUCAAGGAGCAGCUGGAGGAACAGGAGGAACUCAUUGCCAGUGCUCGCAGGGAUUAUGAACAGCUGCAGCAGGAGAUGAGCACCAUCAAUCAGGAAACUGAAAGUGCUAAGGAGGAGGUCAAGGAGGUGCUCCAGGCGCUCGAGGAAUUGGCGGUUAAUUACGAUCAAAAGUCCCAGGAGGUCGAGAUGAAGAAUAAGGAGCACGAGGCACUCACUGAAGAGCUUCUCGCUAAACAGACUGCUCUCAAUUCUACCACGUCCGAGCUUCAGCAGUUACGGGAUAUGUCCACUCAUCAGCGUAAACGAACUGCGGAGAUGUUGACCAAUCUUCUGAAGGAUCUUGGGGAGAUUGGGGUUGCUAUUGGAGGAGACGAGAAUCUCAAAUGUCAGAUCACGCCCGAUUCAAAUGGAAAACUCGAGGAGGAAUUCACAGUCGCUAGAUUAUACAUUAGCAAAAUGAAGUCAGAAGUGAAGAAUUUGGUGCAGCGUUGUCAGGGAUUGGAAACGUUCCAGGUUGAUUGUAACAAAAAGAUAUCAGAGUAUGAGAAAGAACUGGGUGAGUGUCGACUAUUGAUCUCCCAGCACGAGGCACGCAUGCAGACUCUCACAGAGUCGAUCAAGGAGGCUGACGCCAGGAAGCGUCAGCUCGAGGAGGAUGUCGACGCAAUGCGGGAAGAGUGCGCCAAAUUGAAGGCUGCUGAGCAGGUCCAGGCUGUCAGCAACAAAGAGAAGGCAGAGGAGAAGGAGGCGGCGACGAAGAUGCGUGUGGCCCUCGAGGAGCAGAUGGAUCAGCUGCGUGACGUUCACCAAAAACAAGUGGCAGCCCUCAGGGACGAAAUCUCAGAAAAGCAGGAGAUGAUCAGUGAACUCAAGGAUCUCAACCAGAAAUUCACGCUCGCCCACCAGCAGAUGCAGGCUGACUACGAACGAUUGAAGCAGGAGGAGGCUGAGAAAUCCUUGAAACUCCAGGAACUCAUCAUGAUGAACGAACGCCGUGAACAAGCGCGAAAGGAUCUCAAGGGAUUGGAGGACACUGUUGCCAAAGAACUCCAGACACUGCACAAUUUGCGCAAACUAUUUGUCCAGGAUCUCCAGGUCAGAAUGAAGAAAACUGCUAAUGCUGAGGACAAUGAGGAUGACGGUGGCUCAUUGGCGCAGAAACAAAAGAUCUCAUUCCUCGAGAAUAAUCUUGAUCAGUUGACCAAGGUCCAUAAGCAACUUGUCAGAGACAAUGCCGAUCUACGGUGUGAAUUACCUAAACUUGAGAAGAGGUUGAGAGCAACUGUUGAGCGUGUAAAGGCUCUUGAGACUGCACUGCGUGAUGCCAAAGAGGGUGCAAUGAGAGAUCGUAAACGUUACCAGUAUGAAGUUGAUAGGAUUAAGGAGGCUGUUCGGCAAAAGAACUUGUCACGACGUGGACCCAGCGCCCAAAUUGCCAAGCCAAUUCGUGCUGGACAACACCAUGGCGGCGGACUCAAUGUUAUUAGGACUGGAAAUCGAGAGAACGAACGCAAGAAUGCAUUCACCGAUGAGAAGAAACGGAUUCCAGAGAUGGACAUAAUUUACAAUUCUUACACAUAAACGAUUACGGUAAAACAAAACAAAAAAACAUUAUAUAUGAAUAAGGGUUAUAGAAGUACUACUAUUCGCAACGAGCACCAUCCGUUUCUUUUAUUCAACAGAGCAAAACUUGAAGAAAAAAUGAAGUAAGAAAAACGAGAAAAAAAUGAAAAAAUAAUAAGCAUGUGCUUAGUACUGGCUAAAAUUAGAUAACAUUAAGUUUACUAUGUAAUACUGCAUGUCUUAUCGAUUUGUAAAUAGUUGAUUUUUAUAAAUUAUUUAAUUUAAAGGAGAUGAAAUAAAAUGUGCGCGGUAAAUCAUUUGAGACAAAAAUCGAUCGAUUUAUGCUGUGCGGAUAUUACAAUUCAUGAUCGAGUCGACGCAUUAUGUUCAGGAAGCUUUCUAAUUAUGCACUGACUUGUAUCGUUGAUCAACAAUGAUUAAUUAUUACAUGGAAAUUCAAUAUCCUAGGCACAGAUGGGAAGAAUCAUUUUUAUUACGCAUUUUGUUGCCGGGUUUGAUUCCACAAAGACGAAAAUAAAGAUGAAAUGAAUGACAAGCAAUAGACUCUGGCCUAGACGCAAUCAUCAUUCGACCUAGUUUAACAAUUGCCAGAGUUGAAAUAACUAAAUUGAGAUGCAAUAGUAUUUCAUGUGCAGUUGAAUGCGAUUGGACAUGCAGUUGCUGGAUUGUGAGAAUGACUGUGGCUUAUGUGUAUUCCAAAUUGCAAAAGAUGUUAAUGAAAUGACACCUUCAUUCUUUUGCUUAUUGGUAAUUUAUUGGGUGAUUGAUCUUGUCCCUGAAGACAGUUUUGAUGCAGCGAAUCAGUUGGGAGGACUCGCUUAAUAGCAGUUAAGCGUUCAAGUCUCUCCACUGCGAUUUUUAGAUUCAGAAAUUGAAACUGUCUUCCCUCGGGCAUUUAUUCUCCUGUGGUAAUGUCAAAUUUUUAUGAUUCAUCAAGGAAAAUAAAUCAUGAAGCAUGGGUAACCCAUCUCGAAUGUCCCACUCGAAUAUUUAUUUAUAUGAUAUUUUCUAUGAAAUUUUCGGAAUACACGCAAUAGUACUGAAAAUUAUACAGAAUUCUGAAUUCAUCAGAAAUUAAUUGUCCAAACCGCUUGAAAUUUCCUUUCGAUCCUUGACGUUGCUAAUGUCAUUAUAUUUAUUGAAAAUUGAACCAAGAGUUGAAAUACCUUGGGACGCCUGGUGAAUAAUUGUUUUUGUCAAUUCUGGUGCAACGAUUGUGCAUAAUGACAUUGAAAGCUGACAUAAUGACAAUUUUUAUCCUAAUAUUUUCACGAUUACUGAGCUUAAAGAAGAGAAUGAUUAAAAGUGCUUUAGUUAUUUAAAAAAAAAAUUUGGCUGCUGUAUUUAUAUUAUUUGUAACUUACGAGCCACACGUACUUGAUAUCAUGUCUGUGAAUGACGCAACAUGGUAUCGUAUGUUAUGAUUGAUCAUUUGAAAAAGAAUUAGAAGAAAUCUGUGACACGAGCCUGGAACGCUCGACAGGCGAGCUUGCAAUUCUAGGUAGGAACAAAUUGAUAUUGUAUUGAUUUUGCAGACUAUUUUAUUAUGCCUGCGUUGAUUAAUAAUCCUGAUUUUUUUUUCAUGACGACUUGGCUCUGUUAUUUCAUCCUUAAUUAAUGCAAUUGCACCAAUAAAAUUCCGUUGCGAUUGAAACUCGAGAUAUUCCCCCCAACUUUUCAUUUUUACAAUGCAAUAAUGUGUCUGUAUGUAUAAAUAUUCAUCAUUUUUAAACAAAAAAAAAUCUGUCGCACAGUUAUAGUCCUUCCCGAUACCAGUCCAGUCGUCAUGCACUUCAUAUUUUAUCGAUACCUAUAUUUUCCAUGGAGAAUGAAGCAAAGUGAUUAAUUCGAAUAGAAAUUUAUUCAAACUAUUUUGCAUCAACAGGAACGUUGAUAUUUAGAUUAAUUUAAAGAGUCCUAUUUAUUAAUCCGAAUCUUCAUUACCAGAAAGGCAUUAUUAAUCAUUUACUUUGUAUCUCAUCAAAGUGCAUCUCAGAUGAGGAGGUGAAUUAUAUGAAAAUGUUUCAAUUCAAAUUGAAUUCAAUUGAAGAAGUUAUAUUUCAAAAGAAUUUGUAAGCAUAAUUAAGUUGCAUUUUUGGGCAUGCACAGACAAUGGAUUCAGCUAAGGAACAGCACAUUUGUAUGGCCGAUAACUAUUAAAAAAAUUGUGAAGGAGAACAAGAUAGAACAUAUAUAUGAGAAGAAUGAGCUCGUUGGCGCAUCGACGGCGGCAUCGUCGAAAAAUUUCAGAGAAAUAAAUGCAAAAUUUGAAAAAACUCUGGAACGAACAGAUUAUUUUUCAUAACAUUAUUAAAUCAGAGAAAUGCAUCCUAUAUUAUUAUACACAUAAUCGCGAGACCGUAUGACUAAUGAACGGCCCAGUUGAAUGACUGUUUUCAAUUUCUCGUGCAAUUGCGAAGGAUUUGGAACGAAUAAUUCAUUUGAAUACGAUCUGAACAUCUGAAAUUAUCGACACAAUGUAGAUAUUGUCUGUGUUCUUAUCACAAUAAAGCAGUAUGUACUGAUUGUCCCCAAAUUCUAA
Messenger RNA from Diachasma alloeum, 5724 nucleotides. It is a transcript of the gene Khc, whose product is annotated as kinesin heavy chain. The transcript has 6 exons. The record is from RefSeq and is a predicted model, not a curated record. Gene Ontology annotation, biological process: microtubule-based movement. Gene Ontology annotation, molecular function: ATP binding; microtubule binding; microtubule motor activity. The coding region runs from base 204 to 3179 and encodes 991 amino acids. NCBI's taxonomy places the organism in Eukaryota, Metazoa, Arthropoda, Insecta, Hymenoptera, Braconidae.